Salvelinus sp. IW2-2015 is the source of this 2569-nucleotide messenger RNA. RefSeq names its product amphoterin-induced protein 1-like. The record is from RefSeq and is a predicted model, not a curated record. Gene Ontology annotation, molecular function: protein binding. Lineage: Eukaryota; Metazoa; Chordata; Actinopteri; Salmoniformes; Salmonidae.
GGCACAGAGCUGUGUUUUGUUUGAAGCUGGACUAUAGGCGAGGAAGGAUUUCUCCUCUCUGUCUCUCUGCAUCCCGUUUGUUGUCCUUACGUUGGAGAGACUAUUACUGUACGGACUAAAACGAGGUGCAAAUUAUAAACAGACGUGUCUGAUUUGGUAGCGGAUGGGAUUUCUAUUUCAGAGAAUGAUUGGAGGAUGGCUAAAUCUGAUCUGACGUUAAGACCUCAAUUAAGCGAUGCCUGGGAUUCCACCAGCUGCUGCUCCAUGCUGUGUAGAAAGARACCCAUAAUACAGGAAGUUCUGCUCCUUUAAUAACAACACACCGACCGUCUCCUAGCAUGAUGCCUCCACGCAAAGCAGGCGCCCUGCCGGAGCCCUCCCCCUCUGCCUCUGCCUCUCCCUCUCUCAGCCUGAGGAGGAUCCAGGUUCGAUGGGCCUUGUACCUCUUCCUCUCCCUGGCCCUCCUCUGGUUCCCGUCUGGGGCGGUAGCCUCAACCCUCAACUGCCACAAGACCUGCAUCUGUGCCAGUAACAUCGUGAGCUGUUCCAAGAUGAACCUGACAACGGUGCCGACUGGCCUGCCUCUCUACACGGCCGUCCUGGACCUCAGCUACAACGACGUCUCCCGACUGAGGGCUGAGUGGACCACGGUGAAACUCACCAAACUCCACAACCUCCUACUCAGUCACAACGGCCUUCACUUCCUCUCCUCYGAGGCCUUCGUCUACGUCAAACACCUGCGCUACCUGGACCUGUCCUCCAACAACCUGCGACAGCUGGACGAGUUCAUCUUCGAACCGCUGGGGCAGCUGGAGGUGAGAGACAGAGGGACACCCUCUCCAUGGUCCCCUCACAUCGCUGGGUUUCACUUCCCGAUUCUGCCCAAGCUCCCUGGGGUCGAUGAAAGCACGGCCUGGAGUCAGGUCCCCCCCAUCGCGGAGCUGCAGGUGCUGCCUGCCUGGAUAAAAAACGGUCUCUACUUCCACAACAACCCUCUGAUCUGUGACUGUAGCCUUUAUAGUCUCCUGGCCCACUGGCACAUCCUCCGGCUCAACUCAGCCCUGGACUUUAAAGAUGAGUACAGCUGCUAUCUCCCCGGGMCCCAGAAAAGCAAGGUGGGGGUCUUCGACCUGAACAGAGACUAUAUGAACUGUAGUACGUUCCACGAGGCGGACCAGGAAGCUUGGCUGGAACAGACUCUGAUCUUGCGCUGUGAUACUAAACACAGAGAUCUGUCUAAGACCUGGGUGAUGCCUGGUGAUGUARUGGUGACGGAGGGGUUUAAUCAGACAGCCAAGGUGCUUCCUGACGGUAGUCUCCAGAUCGGCCCGGUGAAGCCGGACGACUCGGGGACGUAUACGUGCUAUGCUGUGAGCGAAGCCCUCAACGAGACGCUCUACGUGCUGCUCAAGGUGCAUAACUUCACGGAGAAGGGAAACGGCGAGAACCUGAAUACGGCCUACACCACCCUGGUGGGCUGCGUGACCAGCGUGGUCCUAGUGUUCAUCUACCUGUUCCUGACCCCCUGCCGAUGCUUCUGCUGCCCCAAGAACAACCACCAGGACUCCUUCCACUCCUCCAUGCUCAGCCAUGAAGACCUGGCCAACAACCCUGACCCAAGGCACGUGGCUUUCAUCGACCCCAAGGAGCUUGGGCAGAACGGGAAGGUGAACCCCAGCGAUAUGGAGGGGGACCAUGGAGAGAUGGAUGAAGAGGGAGGGUUACUGGGGAAGGGAAGGAGGAAGAAGUCUGUGGCUGAGUCUAUUAAUUUGGUCUUCUCUGACACCCCAUAGUUGUCUGAGAUGGUACCUACCGGAGAGCUCGGUGUACGCUGUGACAUGAUUGGAUGGAUCAGUGAUGUAUGUGGUGUGAUUGGAUGAAACUGUGAAUACUUCCUGGAGGUGGGAACUUGGACAGAAAGCCAAUCACAGUUCCCCAAACUGACCAAACUGACCAAUGAGGGGAGUGUUAAACACAUCGCCUUGGUAUCAACAAGGACAAUUGACAAUAGACAGGACCGUUCCAGCAUUUAUUUUGUAGCACUUAAAUAUACAGUACAUACUGUGAAAGCCUGACAGAGUAGUGUAAGAAGACACUGUUCCUUCCUGUGGUACGGUAAUGGUGGAAGAGGAUAUCAUGUUGGACAGUAUCAGUACUCAGGAAGACAUUGACUGGUUGAGAUACAGAGAAUAUGAGACGUGCAGCAUUUUAAACAUUUCAUGAAAGGAUAUAAAAUAGAAAUGAACACGUUUUUGGAAAAUAAAAUAGUUCAUACAUAUGACAUAAUCCAGUCAUGAACAUGAGCCCUGUAGACUGACUCACAUUUCUAUUUACUGAUAGGAGGAGACUAGCGUGAGCGUCUUCUGUUGACGUUAGUACGUACACACGAUAGCUAUACCGGUAGAAAUGGAAUGACUUUAUAUUACUUCCUGACAUGGGUACGUUCAAUAUGGCCGYCAGUCCACCCAUCAUAGAACAUAGACUUGGAUGGGAAUGUCUAUUCUAGUAAUUCUAUUUCUAUGUAUAUACCCCUCCACCCCGACCGACAGGCCGACCGACAGGCCGACCG